GGCGCGUCCGCCGCUGCAGCGCGAGUGCGCCCGCGGCCCGCGCCAUGGCCCGCCUGACGGAGAGCGAGGCGCGCCGGCAGCAGCAGCAGCUCCUGCAACCGCGGCCCUCGCCCGUGGGCGGCAGCGCGCCCGAGCCCCCCAGCGGGCAGCCCGACGGCAUGAAGGACCUGGACGCCAUCAAACUCUUCGUGGGCCAGAUCCCGCGCAACCUGGACGAGAAGGACCUCAAACCGCUCUUCGAGCAGUUCGGCCGCAUCUACGAGCUCACGGUGCUGAAAGACCCCUACACGGGCAUGCACAAAGGCUGUGCCUUCCUCACCUACUGUGCCAGGGAUUCUGCCAUCAAAGCUCAGACUGCCCUGCACGAGCAGAAGACCUUGCCUGGGAUGGCGCGGCCAAUCCAGGUGAAGCCUGCGGACAGUGAAAGCCGUGGAGGUAGGGACCGGAAGCUGUUUGUGGGGAUGCUGAACAAGCAGCAGUCAGAGGAGGACGUGCUGCGGCUGUUCCAGCCCUUCGGAGUCAUCGACGAGUGCACCGUGCUCCGGGGGCCAGACGGUAGCAGCAAAGGCUGUGCCUUUGUGAAGUUCUCCUCCCACACGGAGGCGCAGGCGGCCAUCCACGCCUUGCAUGGCAGCCAGACCAUGCCGGGAGCCUCCUCCAGUCUGGUGGUCAAGUUUGCCGACACGGACAAGGAGCGGACACUCCGGCGCAUGCAACAGAUGGUGGGCCAGCUGGGCAUCCUAACACCAUCCCUCACACUGCCCUUCAGCCCCUAUAGUGCCUACGCCCAGGCUCUCAUGCAACAGCAGACAACAGUCCUUUCCACCUCGGGCAGCUACCUGAGCCCCGGUGUGGCCUUCUCACCCUGCCACAUCCAGCAGAUUGGCGCCGUCAGCCUUAAUGGGCUACCUGCCACUCCCAUUGCUCCUGCCUCUGGACUGCACUCACCCCCACUGCUGGGCACUGCUGCUGUGCCUGGCCUCGUGGCUCCCAUCACCAAUGGCUUUGCAGGUGUUGUACCCUUCCCUGGUGGACACCCCGCAUUGGAAACCGUAUAUGCCAAUGGCCUUGUGCCCUACCCAGCUCAGAGCCCUACUGUGGCCGAGACACUCCAUCCUGCCUUCUCUGGAGUCCAGCAGUACACAGCCAUGUACCCCACCGCGGCCAUCACGCCCAUCGCGCACAGCGUCCCCCAGCCGCCGCCUCUCCUACAGCAGCAGCAGCGAGAAGGUCCCGAAGGCUGUAACCUGUUUAUCUACCACCUCCCCCAGGAGUUUGGAGACACGGAGCUGACGCAGAUGUUCCUGCCCUUCGGCAAUAUCAUCUCCUCCAAGGUGUUUAUGGACCGAGCCACCAACCAGAGCAAGUGUUUCGGCUUCGUGAGCUUUGACAACCCAGCCAGCGCCCAGACAGCCAUCCAGGCCAUGAACGGCUUCCAGAUCGGCAUGAAGAGGCUCAAAGUGCAGCUGAAGCGGCCCAAAGAUCCAGGACACCCCUACUGACCGCGCCCACAGCCGCCCUGAAGCUGUGGGCUUGGCCCAGAGCCUCGCCUCGGGGUCUGGCACAAGUAGGUGCUCAGUCAGAGGCUAUUAGUUCUUCUCAGACUCUCCCUGGGCGGCAGCUCACAGAUCCGAGUGUAUUUAGCUGCACGGGACACACCUGCGGAAACUGCCAGUUGGAAGCGAAACCCAAGGCCACUCUGCAAUCCAUUCCCUUUUAACUCUCAGCCUGCAAAUCCUUACUGAGCACCUUCUGUGUACUAGGCACUGCUGUUGGCGAUUGGAGACCCACCCACCAAUGAACAAAACAGGUUGGGGUGGAGGGGCAAGACAGAAACUUAAAUAUUUGUCCCCAAAUGCUGAGGAAACAGGCUCAGCAGCAAUGUUAAAUCCUUUCAAAGCCAAGUUUGCUGUCCUCUGAACCCUGGGACUUUCGUUCUUUUGGAAAAGAUGGAGGCCCUUGGGUUGCUAGACCCCAGCCAGGCUGGGGUGAGGGGGUGGAGGAGGCUGGGGAGGUGGUGUCCUCCGCCUGCAUGUCCUGCCACCAUUGUUCCCUAACACCCAUCCCCUUCUCCCCCAGGUGAGGGACCUUCCCAUCCCAGGAGGGUCUCCCGCUUCCAACCGAUCCAGGACUUUUCCGUAAAUUACAACCGUUCUUGGACACCAGCCCUCCCUUCCCUUCUCCCCUUGUGCCACCCCCUCUCCAAAAUGUGAAACACCAUCCCAAAGGCCACAUCGAGUAGGGAGGGGGCUUCUGAGUUGGGGGCAGAGGGUUUCAUACCCUAGGUGCCCUUUGGGAGAGUUCCUCACUCUUGCUCCUGCCUGCCCCCAACUUGGUGGCUUCCCCAAACUAAAUGGCAACUUUUCCUAUAUAUAUAUAUAUGCGUAUAUAUAUAGAGCUAUAGAAGGUAUAUAUAUUUUUUGAGUAUAGAGAUCAUGGGACCAAACUUUGCCAACUUCCUCCCAUCCAAGAGAAGGUGACCCUGGGCCAGUCAUUCAUCAGGGACAUAGGAAGGGCUGAGGCUGGUACUAGCCAGGGGCCCCCCACCUCCUGGCUGAUACAUCUGACCAGGAAUCCACCAACAUGAUAUACCUCCAGGACUUUGGGGCUCCCCAAUUUUUGAAGGCCUUUGGGCUCAGCCGAUUUGAGUGUCCCUGGUCCCAGCAGCAGCUUCUGGAAACCACCCCUUGUCCCUAGGGCCCUGCCUUCCUGGAUGUAGGCAUAGAAGAGACCCUCUGGCUUCCCCAAGCCCUUCUCUGUUCCCCAUCCCUUGUCAAUCAUAGCCUUACUCAUGUGACCAAUAGCCCUUAGCUUUCCGUCGGGGCGGGGCAGAUGGGGUUGGGGGGAGUCCCCCAUUCACCAGCGCCCCCUCCCAAGGGCAGGCAGCCAUCGUCCCUGCCUUCAAAUCACCAGCCUCAAAUUUUAAGGUCUUGUAAUGAAGAUUGCCAAGCGUGUUGGACAAGCCCUACCUGGACUGGCCAAGCACCCCUUUAUUGGAGACAGCGAACUCGAUAGCGACCUUCAUACCUCUACAGAGAUUUUUUGUUUUCUUUUUGGUCUUUCUGAGCAGGUACAAAGAAGAAAAAAAUAGGGGGAAAAAAUCGAACCACAAUGGAUUCUUGUUUCCUAGCUGGGAGUGGGGUGGGGUGGGGGGGUUGUGGGGUACCUCUGUAAAGCUACCCAAUCCAUGACACCCACGUUGAAGCACAGAGUCGAGUUCGUUUGGAUGUCCAGUGGGGCCUCUUGCCAAAUGAGGCGCUGGAUAACUUAAUAAGCUCAAAAAAAAUUUUUUAAAAGGAAAAAAAAAAGCAUUCCCUUUUGUUUCUACCAAAAUGUGUUGACUGACCCAGGAAAACAAACAAACAAAAAAAAAGAAAACAGGGAAAAACACAAAGCAAAAAAAAAAAAAAAAACAAGGAAAAGAAAAAAAAAACCUUCCAAUCAAUUGUUUCUAUAUUCCAGAGUUUGAUAAUUGUUCCCAGACACUCCUAUAGUGUGCCUGUGUCCCGUGCGUCUAUGUGUGCAAGCGUGUGCCAAGGGGCUUUGCAGGGGUCUCACCCAUGUCCCCAGUGUCUGCUGAGCCCCCGUGGGCCUGCUUGGGAAUGCGUGCUGGUGUGCAGUUGUGCGUGUCCUUUUGGUCCAUGUUUACUGGCUGUAAAUACCAUUUUUAUACUCCACAUCGAAGACCUGCGUGAUUUGUAUGAUGUACUUUAUUUCUGCUACAAGUAAUUUCAUGAAGUUUCAAUUUGAAAACUGACUUUUGGGACAAACCAACACUACACACAGACACACACACAAAAAAAAAGAAAGAAAAGGACUUGAACUUUGAGUUGACUUGAUUAGAGUUUUAUGUCAAAGAAGAUUUCCUGAAGCUGGAGAGGUCCUUGUCACUGUUGCGUGUUUCAGGUGAGAAGCAGCGUCGUCUUAAUGUCCAAAACGCCUCUCUUUGGUCUGAAAAAAAAACCUAAAAAUUUAUUUAAUAAAAGUUUUAC
Nycticebus coucang (slow loris) is the source of this 3992-nucleotide messenger RNA. RefSeq names its product CUGBP Elav-like family member 5 (gene CELF5). Lineage: Eukaryota; Metazoa; Chordata; Mammalia; Primates; Lorisidae. Gene Ontology annotation, molecular function: mRNA binding. Gene Ontology annotation, cellular component: cytoplasm; ribonucleoprotein complex; nucleus. Bases 45 to 1502 code for a protein of 485 amino acids. Gene Ontology annotation, biological process: mRNA splice site recognition; regulation of alternative mRNA splicing, via spliceosome. The transcript is spliced from 13 exons. The record is from RefSeq and is a predicted model, not a curated record.